AUGACCAAGGGUGUUGUGGUGCGUCCUAUCCUCAGCAAGGAAUUUGCAUCUAGGGGCCAGGUUGGUUUGACUGACAUGCAGUCAGUGCCACACUCCAACUUUAAAUGGAUCAUAGUGUACCAAGACCAUUUCACCAAAUUCUGCAUUCUUUGUCCUCUUCUAACCAAACGUGCUGCAGAGGUUGCCUUCCAGCUUGUUGAUAUCUUCCUUCUCAUGGCUGCCCCUGAUGUUCUUCAAAGUGAUAAUGGCUCAGAGUUCACAUCCAGGGUGAUUCCUAAGCUAAAAGAAAUAUGGCCAAGUCUCACUAUGGUUCAUGGGAAGCCCCGUCAUCCACAAAGACAGGGUUCUGUGGAACGUGCGAAUUAA
Messenger RNA from Penaeus monodon (black tiger shrimp), 366 nucleotides. RefSeq names its product KRAB-A domain-containing protein 2-like. Bases 1 to 366 code for a protein of 121 amino acids. Gene Ontology annotation, biological process: DNA integration. The record is from RefSeq and is a predicted model, not a curated record. The transcript has a single exon. NCBI's taxonomy places the organism in Eukaryota, Metazoa, Arthropoda, Malacostraca, Decapoda, Penaeidae. Gene Ontology annotation, molecular function: nucleic acid binding.